Messenger RNA from Grammomys surdaster, 3438 nucleotides. RefSeq names its product regulator of microtubule dynamics 2 (gene Rmdn2). Gene Ontology annotation, cellular component: mitotic spindle pole; spindle microtubule; cytoplasm. Gene Ontology annotation, molecular function: microtubule binding. Lineage: Eukaryota; Metazoa; Chordata; Mammalia; Rodentia; Muridae. The record is from RefSeq and is a predicted model, not a curated record. The transcript has 12 exons. The coding region runs from base 161 to 2308 and encodes 715 amino acids.
GUCAGACGCGAAGGCCGCCGCGCCGGACCUUGGGACCCGCGGGCUGCAGGGUUCCACUCGGCCAUCCUCUCCCUGCUCGUCCGCUCCCCCGCGGGCCCCGGUUCCCUGGCUCCAGCCACAGAGAAGCCCGCGCAACGACCCCGGACAUAAAAGCCAAGACAUGCCCCAUUCCACAAACAAAGAACUAAUCCUUGGCGUCAUGGUGGGAACUGCUGGAAUCAGCCUGCUGGUCUUAUGGUACCACAAGAUCCUCAAGCCAAGGACAACAAUAAGUGUUCCUAAACUUCUUUCUCUGGGUAAGAAAUUCAAUUCACUAACUUUGCAAGAUGAAAGCCACAGUGAACAAGGAGCAUCCGUGGUCUUUCAAAGGAGGCAACUCCAGAUCCUGGAAAAGUUAAACGAGUUACUGACCAACAUGGAAGAGCUUAAGGAGGAAAUCAAAUUCCUUAAAGAGACAAUUCCAAAGCUGGAGGAAUGUAUACAAGAUGAACUUGGAGGGAAGGUAACAGUUCAUAAGAUCAGUCCUCAGCACAGAGCUAGAAAAAAGAAGGUGACAACAGUUCAACGUUCAGCAACAAGUAAUAGUUCAGAGGAAGCAGAAAGUGAAGGAGGCUGCUGGAAAGAGGAGGACUGGUGCUUCCAACCAAAUUAUGAAGAUUGGCUUACUCCACGACGCAUGUGUCAUGGAUCCUCUCAUGCGUUACAAUCAAAAGUGGCUCUGAAUCUCAUAACAUGUCGUCCUUCUUCAUCAUGUAAGAUAGGUAGAAAAUUCUCUUCCUCAAGUACAGCUACUCGCUUACUUCCAUGUAAAGGAAGACAUACUUUACUGCGGAGAUUCCGAAAGAGUAAACGACAGGAAAGUAGAGUUAACUUUGAUUCUCAGGAAGACGUAACUUCCACAAAAUCUUCAGAUCAGUUUACUUUGAUUAAAUCUCGAAAAUGUUUUUCACCCCGCAAGUUGAGUAUAGUUUCCUGUCACAGGGAUAGCAUUAACUAUGAUGCUCCACCAGGUAGUCUGAACGAAAUUCAAAACUUUUCUAAAAAGUCAACUGGUACUGAUACUCAAAAACGUAUAAGCUUCUCUGAUCCUGAACAUGGCAGUAGAAACUUUCCAAAUCUGGAAACAAACGCCGUUUCUUCAGGCCACUGGAGUAUUGACAGAACGUCUUACCCACCGAGUCUAAUGACAUCUAUCUUUUCUCUUCCAACUGUUAUUUCUUCUUCCAGUCAAGUAAAUGUAUCUGUUGUUGAUAGCCAAGAAUAUGGCCAACUCAAUAAGGAUUCAGAAGAUGCCCUUCAUUACAGGUCUCAGAGUCAGAGCAGAAAUCACUCUCCAGCUGGUUUGGAACAGCGUCUGUCUCAGAAUUUAACUUCUGCCAGCCUCCUCCGUGGUGAACUUUCUUCACUGUACCAAACUGUCAAUAGCUUAACUGUGGAAGUUACCUCAGGCUCCUUUGGAGAAGAAAGCUUUGCUACCCCACCUCUAGAUGAAGAUAUACCUUCACCUAUUGAAAUGGAUGAAAUAAGGUAUAUUACAGCUAACACUGACACAGAAGACCAGAAUUUCCCAGUCCCUAAGGCUCUUAACACACACAUAGAGGAACUAAAGUUGGAUGUCCUCCUUCAGAAGGUAGACCAUUUGCGGAUAAAUGACUCUAACAAGAUGGAGAGUUUUGAGCUACUUUGUGACCACAAAGAGAAGUUUAGUGAAGAAAUAGAGUUUCUGUGGCGACUUGCCCGUGCCUAUGGAGACAUGUAUGACCUAUCUACAAGUACACAAGAAAAGAAGCAUUAUGCUAAUAUUGGAAAAACUUUAGGAGAGAGAGCUAUUACCAGAGCGCCCAUGAAUGGACACUGCCACCUGUGGUAUGCAGUUUUGUGUGGUUAUGUAUCUGAGUUUGAAGGCUUGCAAAACAAAAUUAACUGCGGACAUCUAUUCAAGAAGCAUCUAGAUAUAGCCAUCCAGCUUUUGCCUGAAGAUCCUCUUUUGUAUUACCUCAAGGGAAGAUAUUGUUAUACUGUCUCAAGACUCAGCUGGAUUGAGAAAAAAAUGGCUGCUACUCUGUUUGGGGAAAUACCAUCUUCAACGGUUCAUGAAGCUUUGUGCAACUUCCUUAAGACUGAAGAAUUACAACCUGGUUAUUCUGUGUCCAACUAUAUGUUUACAGCCAAGUGUUAUAUUGAUCUUGGGGAAUCUCAGGAGGCUUGGAAAUUCUGUAACUUGGCGUUGCUACUGCCUACUGUCACCAAAGAGGACAAGGAUGCUCAUAAAGAGGUGAAGAAAAUAAUCGGUUCUUUGAAGAGGUAAAUAAAAGAACUUAUUCUUCAGCAAAUCCAAUGCAGUCUUCUAGAUUAAACAGAUUGUACUUUUAUAAUGUGUUUCUCCUUGAUGUAAAGAUUAUGUAUUCUCAUUUGAUUUGAAGGUCUAACCUUGCCUUCUAAAGCCAGUGCACUAUGAGACAAAUCAUGUUCUUUGGAGACAGUACUUACUCUAAUGUUAGUAUAUAAUGAUCUCUGGACAUGUAUACUUCGUUUUAUUCAUGUCAAUAAACUACAGCCUUUAGAAUGUUUGUGUAACCAAUACUAACUCAGUCUAAUAAAAUGCACCCUAGAGAAUGUUAUUGUUUCAAUAGACUUUAUGAGAUAGUUAAUUCAUGAUGGAAAUGUAAGCAAUGGGCAGAGUUGCUAGAAAAAGAAGAAGAAGAGAAGAAAACACAAAGUAAUCAGAGAAAUGGGAAUAGAACUGCAAUAAACAUACUAUUUCACUAUCGAACUUGGAAGGUUUUUUUUCUUUUCUUAGGAAGUAUUACCAUAAGAUAAAAUGUGUUUAUAUGUUGAUAGUGUGAGGAUGUUUUUGCUACAAUCCUCUGGUUAAAAUAUGUCUAAAGCCUAAAAACAAGAUUAAGUCUAAUCCUGAAAUGUCUCAUAGAAAUAGUCGUAAAGAAAAAGCACAGGGAAUUGAUAUGAAUCUCGACAUUAUACCCAACGAGAAAACAGCCAAUCAUGCUAGAGUUCCACUACAGUAGAAAUAUUUUAAUAUUAAAAAUAAUUAUAUGCUCAACAUGGUGGCACAUUCAUAAAUCCCACCACUUGGAAACAGGAGGUGGUCUGAGCAUGGGUCUUAAGCCAGCCUGGGUUAUAAAACAAGAGCCUGUCUCAAAAACAAUGUAUACACAUGUAUGACAGUACAGUUACGGUAUGAUAUGCUACGCUAAAAUAUGCUAUCAUAUGGGGAAAGCAUGAAGAUUGUUAGUCCUACAUGAACUAAAAAGCAAGACUCUUACAUGUGUGUGUGUGUCUGUGUGUGUGUGUGUGUGUGUGUGUGUAUUAUAGGGAAAUAAUCAUUUGUGAAUAAGACAAAUGGUGUAUAGAUGUAAAGUCAACUGUGUGAAAAUAUGCCAGAAAAGUAUUAGUAGAAAAUAAACUAAAAUAAUGAGA